CGGCUCCGCAGGAAGCGCCGCCCGCGCUCCUUCCUCCUCCCGCCUCUUUCUCCUCCUCCUCCGCCCGCCUGCGGCGGUGGCGGCGGCUCGGCGAUGCAGCAGCACUUUUCCCUGGCUGAGUGCGACGUGGUGGGCUUCGACCUGGACCACACGCUCUGCCGGUACCACCUCCCGCAGAGCGCACGGCUAAUAUAUGAUAGUUUUGCCCAGUAUCUGGUAACAGAGAAGGGUUAUGAUGAAGAUUUGCUGACUCUAGCUCCAGACAGCUUAGAUUUCUGUUGCAAAGGCUUGGUGUUGGACAUUGAAGAAGGAAACUUCUUGAAACUUGCAGAAGAUGGAACAGUUUUAAGGGCAAGCCAUGGUACAAAGAGCAUGACAUCUGAAGAGGUCCUGGAGAUAUAUGGAAGGAAGGAGUGGAAGCAUUUUAAUACAGUCAGUGGAAUGGUUUCACGCACAGCUAAAUACUAUUUGUAUGAUAAUUAUUUUGACCUGCCAGGAGCUCUCUUGUGUGCAAGGGUUGUGGACAGCUUAGAUCAGCAUGAUGGUCAGAAAAAAUAUGACUUCUGGAAGGACAUGGUGGCUGCUAUCCAACAUAAUUAUAAAAUAUCAGCUUUUAAAGAAGACUGUGGGAUGUAUUUCCCAGAAGUGAAAAAUCACCCAGACAAAUAUUUACAAAGAUGUCCCGAGUCUUUAAAAAAGUGGCUGAAACAACUGAAGAAUGCUGGGAAGAUUCUGCUGUUAAUUACCAGUUCUCACAGUGACUACUGCAGGCUUCUGUGUGAACAUGUUCUUGGGAAUGAUUUUGAAGAGUAUUUUGACAUUUUGAUCACAAAUGCUUUGAAACCUGGUUUCUUCUCCCAUACACCAAAUCAAAGACCUUUCCGAACUCUUGAAAAUGACGAGGAGCAGGAGGCUCUGCUGUCACUGGACAAGCCUGGUUGGUAUUCCCAAGGUAAUGCUAUCCAGCUUUAUGAUCUACUGAAGAAGAUGACUGGCAAGUUGGACCCCAAGGUUGUUUAUUUUGGUGACAGUAUGCACUCAGAUAUUUUCCCAGCUCAUCACUAUAGCAACUGGGAAACUGUCUUCAUCUUAGAGGAGCUUCUAGGGGACAAAGGUAUAGUGCCUGCAAAGGCUGAAUCUGAGCCACUGGAGAAGAAAGGAAAAUAUGAGGGAGAUCAGCUCAAAGUUCCUUACUUUGUAUCUAAACAGUGGGGCUCUUUCUUCAUGGACAGAUUGCCAGGCCUGGAAAAUGCAGAGGAGACCUUAGUUCACACGUGGUCCUGUAAAUGUAUUAGCACCUACAGCACUAUUGCAAUCCCUAGUCUGGAAGCAAUAGCAGAUUUACCACUGGAUUAUAGAUUUACACGAUUUUCCUCAAAUAGUUCAGCAACUGCUGGGUACUACCCAAGCCCUCCAAGAGCACUGCUGCCAAAUGAGGACUCAGUGAUGACAAAAUAGGUUCUCAGCUUUUUCCUUAGAUAACCCUGUGACCCUUACUUAAACUGCUAUCAAAUGCUAAUUGCUGAAAAUGCUGUGUGAUGCUUCAUAAAAUAGAGUGAUGGAUUAAAGCAGACUCCUGUGUAGAUUUGUGUUUCACUUGUUUCUCUAGUCCAGCUGGAACAGGUGAGUGAUGCAUCCUUCUCUCUAAGUCUUCUGAUCACCACUACCUUUCACAAAGUGCUGUUGGCUUUUUCCAUGCACUGCCCACAGCCUUCAGGAGAAAUGUAAGAGUAAAAGCUCAUCCUGAGUUACGUUCUACAUUUUUGAGGACAUUUUAGGUUCUCUCCCUCAGCCAUAUUUCAAUUAACAGUUGCCUUGGGCAGCCCAGGUUAUCACCAUACACCAAUGUUUUGCAAGCUCUGAGGAAUUAAAUCUCCUGCUGUUCUUGGAGCGAAAGAAAGUCUGAGUCCCAAAGAGAAAGAUCAUCAUACUCAGAGAGAGAUUUGAAUGGGAUUUAGGCAACUACAUGCAGACUGAUAAUUCAAAAAGCCUUUAUCAUACUUGGUAUUCCUGAAAAUGCCUGACCACUCUUCAGCCAUAAGGUUCCCUAUAUGCCUUUUCCUCUUUUAGCCUGCAAUACCUCAAGCAUCAGAGCUCUUCUGCAGAAGGAGGGAAACCUGCCUACAUUUCCCUUCUCUGAUGGAGUGGAUUCAAACCUGCAUUCUCCACCUCCCUGGGAAAACCUCCCAAGGGCAGGAAAGCUGUAGCAAUCAGCCAUCUUUGCUAAUUACAGCCUCAGCCAGAAGGGGAGCAAGACUCAAGGCAUGAACUGAACAAAUGUGAUUCUUACCUGCUUAUUUAAACAAACAGGAUCCUCUUCUCUGUGGAUUUAGGUUCAAAGACCUGUUCUCCAGCACUUAGGACAGGAAGAACUCAGUAACUAACACAGAUAGCAGAUGCAAAAAGAUGUCAAAUAUUUGUUUAGUCAGCAGUUUUGCCACACUAGGAUAGUAGAUUUUUGGAUAAACUGCCCUCAAAAUUUAAAGAACAAUAAGCAGAAACUUAAUUUUCUUGUUUCCAAGGAAGAGAACUCACUUUGUUAGGCCUGAAUAAUUACCAGAAUGGAUUUAGCUUGUGUCGCCACAGCUCACUCUGUAUCUUUGUGGCUUCACUGGCUAAAAUAUUCUCUGUCAGAAUCAGACACAAACACUUUUCCAACUCAUUUCAAAGAUACUGGCCUCUGUCUGCAUAUUUUUUUCUGCCUUUACAUAACAUGUUAUUUUUAUAUUCUUGUGGACCACUAUACUUGCAAGAAAUAAACAACAUUUCCAAAUAGCAAACAACAUUUCCAAAUAGCAUUAAGCAUUGGUUUGUUGAAAGGGAAGCAUAAAACAAACAGGGACAAAACGGAGAAAAACUUCCUUUAAGAUAAGGUGAAUGAGGAAUGAAAAUGAAAGCACCAUUCACCUCAUAAAAUACAGGGUGAAAAUAUUUUACUUAAGAUGAUAACAGUUAGCAAAAUUUGAGUUUAUUUGGAAAUCUUUUAAUUAGCAUCAAUGUCUUCAGCAGUAAAUCUGGCUCAUGACAGUGCUGUGAGAGCACUGAGAGAGAUACCCAGAUUAAAAUCUCAGAUUCCUGAUUACAGCAUAUUUGAAAUUCUAGCCUGGAUCAAGUAAUCUUCUGCAAAUAAUUUCUAACUAAGUUAUGGUGCAAACCCAUAUUGUGUACCCUCACACUUCUGUUGUUAUGAAUUUGGAACUGAUUUUUUUAGGUUGGGGAUUUUUUCCUUGAUUUUUAAAAGAAGAUUAAUUUAAUUGCUAUGGAAAAUCAGGCUAAAAAUCUUCUAAGUCCUUGGGUCCUGGUGUCUCAGUGGAGAAGCAAUAUUUUUUUUAAUGGAAAGGUGGCAGAUUCUAAGGACAGCCUGAA
This is a messenger RNA of Melozone crissalis (California towhee), 3366 nucleotides long. It is a transcript of the gene NT5DC1, whose product is annotated as 5'-nucleotidase domain containing 1. Gene Ontology annotation, molecular function: 5'-nucleotidase activity. The record is from RefSeq and is a predicted model, not a curated record. The transcript has 12 exons. Bases 94 to 1458 code for a protein of 454 amino acids. Lineage: Eukaryota; Metazoa; Chordata; Aves; Passeriformes; Passerellidae.